Messenger RNA from Oryza sativa Japonica Group (Japanese rice), 1697 nucleotides. The record is from RefSeq and is a predicted model, not a curated record. NCBI's taxonomy places the organism in Eukaryota, Viridiplantae, Streptophyta, Magnoliopsida, Poales, Poaceae.
AUGCAGACCUUGCCGCCGGAGCAGACGGCCUCCGCGGCUGAACCGCCCGUCGCGCAGCGGCAGGAUCGGCUCCCACGCGGCGGUGGGCGGCGAGGCCGCGGGGUCCCACAACGCGCCAGAGCGGGUGACGGCAGGGUCGUAGCCUGCGCGGACGCCCCCAGUGACAAACACGCGACCGCGCGCCGCGCCGGCCGCAGACCAGCUAUCCCUGCGCCGCUGGUCACCGACGGAGGAAGACGAGAGGGCCAGAGGGGAGGGAGGGAUUCCUCUUCCUUGCUGCCGCCAUCGAAACCGCUCUUCUUCUCUGCUGCGGGGUGGGGAUGGAGGAGGGCCUCGCACGCCGGCUCUUGGUACACCAACAAUGCCAGGAAACUGGAUGAGGAACUUGAUGGUUGGCUGAGGGCUGCUGGUCUAACCAAGUCCCCUGAUGUGAGUGCAGUAAUUGCGCCCCAUGCUGGCUAUUCAUACUCAGGGCGGUGUGCGGCAUAUGCUUUUGGCAACAUUGAUCCAACUAACAUUUCUCGGGUCUUCCUGUUAGGCCCCUCACAUCACUACUAUACUCCAAAAUGCGCAUUAACAAGAGCUACUAUUUAUAGCACCCCAAUUGGGGAUUUGCCAGUAGACCAUGAAGGUCUCUCCAGGUCAAAUGCCUUACAAAAGGAAAUAUUUUCGGAUCUUUUGCAAAGUUACCUACUUAAACCAAUGUUUAAAUCUCUAAACCUUAUUGAGACCCUCCUGCACCCACUAAUCAACUUACCCCUUUUUCUGUAAAUGGGUUGAGACCAAAAUGAAGCCAUGUAUGGGCAGUUGCUCUCUAGAUAUCUUGACGAUCCGAAGAACUUCUUUUCUAUCUCCUCAGAUUUCUGCCACUGGGGAACCCGGUUUAGUUACACAUACUACGACAAGAGCCAUGGUGCUAUACAUAAAUCGAUAGAGGCCUUGGACCACAUGGGCAUGGAGAUAAUAGAGACUGGUAAUCCAGAUGCAUUCAAGCAGUACUUGCAAGAGUAUGAAAAUACCAUAUGUGGGCGCCACCCCAUCAGCGUUUUCCUCAGUAUGCUGAAACAUUGUUCGACGAAGAUCAAGAUCAGAUUUGUUCGGUAUGAACAGUCAAGCCAGUGCAAGAGCAUGAGAGACAGCAGCGUGAGCUACGCUUCUGCAGCAGCCAAGGUGGAUACUCCAGCCGAAGAAGAGAAGGAUUGGAUUGAGUAGGUUGUGGAUUUUGCCCGGAUCACUUGUACAACCCCCCGCCUGCAGCUAGCAUGAUCGUUUUGCAAUCCAUGUAUCUGCCUGCCAAACUCUAUAAAGUAAUUAUAGGUUCCUGUUGGAGACCGAUUGUUGCAGCAAGUUUAACACCAGGCCUGCUUAAUGGCGGUGGGUUUUUUUUUCCGACAUAGAUUCUGCACCAGCAAGAUCAAGAUGGCAACGACUACUAUAUGUAGCACUAGAAAAACAAUACUAGCACAAACAACAAGUUACUCGUGGUACAAGUAAGCAAAAAUCAGAACUACUAUGGAUAGCAUGAUUUCAUUGAGAUGCGAAGCUGAUGUAUUUGUUGAAAUUCAAAUCUUUAAGAGCAUUAUACCCCUUUGUUGAGUAGCUCAUAAAAAGCUGGGACUUUUCCAUCUCUAACCUGGUUUACAAAUGCACUCCUCUUUCACCAAUAAUAUAAGCAUUUACAAACCUUCCAUGGCUUA